Molecule: messenger RNA, 1158 nt
Organism: Penicillium waksmanii
Lineage: Eukaryota; Fungi; Ascomycota; Eurotiomycetes; Eurotiales; Aspergillaceae
Exons: 3
Coding region: 1-1158 (385 amino acids)
Molecular function (GO): acid phosphatase activity; ferric iron binding; ferrous iron binding
Source: RefSeq, a predicted model, not a curated record
AUGUCAACCGUCAAACGCAUUGUUUUGGCUUUCGCUGCAGCGGCCAGUGCCGCCGCCUCCUUGGACUCGAAGUCUCACGCAGGAAGUGAUGUACUCACCGUCGGUGUUCUUGGUGAUUACGGCUGGACUGGCUGGGAGCCCGCUUCAUUGAACUUCUGCAACAAUGUGAUGCCUCGCCUGAUCGCUAAUAACAUCACCAUUCCUCGAGAGCUCCAGAAUGACUGCGAUGCUGGUGACCGUGGAAACAUCGUCAAUGCCACCGCGGAGCAGACUUCCACCGCAUCUUACAUUGGCAAGGUUUGCGCUAUGAAGAACUGCAGCGCCAUCGUCUCCGUCGGUGAUAACUUCUACUCCAGCGCCAUUGACUUCUCUACUGGCGGAGUCAAUCGCUUUGAGAAAGCUUGGUCCUCCAUGUACGAAGGUGGAAUCUUUAAUAACACCCGCUGGUAUCAAACAUUGGGUAACCACGAUAUUGUUAAGGGUCAAGCUGGCGUGGACUUUCAGACCAAAAUAGCCCCCCUGUACGACAGCAGAUGGUACUUCGGCACAGAGGGACUUCCCUAUUAUACUUAUGACCUGGCGGGCAAGGACUGGAAGGCCACCUUUGCAGUUGUGGACUCUGAUUGCUUUAUCAACAAAUACCAAAAGGACACCUCGGUCUACCAAAACGAAUACACCCUAUCCUGUUACAAAGAUAAGCAGGUCCAGGUCGACUUUGUUGAGCAGGCCUUCGCCAAGUCUGAUGCUCAAUGGAAGUUCCUGCAAAUUCACCACGGCUAUAUGUCUUCCAGCACCAACUUCACUGAGCUUGCUCCCUUUGUUGAAAUCGUUGAGAAGUACAAGGGCAUUGUUGUUAAUGGUCACGAUCACUGCCUCGCUCACUAUUACUCCAACAAUACCAACUUCAUCUUGACUGGUGGUUCUGGAUACGCUGAGCCCGGAGACUGCAACUAUGGCGUCGCCUUGGGCCCCUAUGCCAAGUUCCUUGGUGCCAACUCCCAGGGCGCUGGUAACGGUUUCGUGACCAUAGACAUUAGCAAGAAGUCCGUCAACGUUGAGUACUACGCUCGGGACAUGUCCUACAAAGGUGGUGACCUGUAUCCUGUCAAGAACCCGAUGAAGCCUAUCUACUCGUUCGAGGUAGACGCUAAAAAUUGA